AUGAGCUUCGCUGCCUUCAAGAUGAUGCAUUGGCCUACGGGCGUCGAGAACUGCGCCUCCGGUUACAUCACCCACUCCAUCUCCGACACUACUCCGAUGCAGAUUCCCGGCGACGACCUCGAACCCGAUUGGCCCGCUCCUCCCAAGCGCGGCAUCUGCGCCGUGCCUAACGUCGUCAUAACCGCCGCCAACGUCCUCGAGGUCUACGUCGUUAGGGUUCAGGAGGAAGGGAGCGGGGAGCCGAGGAGCCAGAAGCCUGCUGCUAAGCGCGGCGGCGUCUUGGACGGCGUCUCCGGUGUCUCUCUCGAGCUCGUGUGCCAUUACAGGCUGCACGGUAACGUUGAGUCGCUUGCCGUGUUGCCUAUGGGAGGCGGGAACUCUACUAGGGGAAGAGAUUCCAUUGUGCUGACGUUUCGCGACGCGAAGAUCUCGGUUCUUGAGUUUGAUGAUUCGAUUCAUAGUCUUAGAUUGAACUCGAUGCAUUGUUUUGAGGGUCCAGAUUGGCUUUAUCUGAAAAGAGGAAGAGAGUCCUUUCCAAGAGGGCCCUUGGUGAAAGUGGAUCCUCAAGGCAGGUGUGGAGGUGUUCUUGUUUACGGUUUGCAGUUGGUCAUACUCAAGGCUUCUCAGGUUGGUUCUGGACUAGUUGGAGAUGAUGAUGCCUUCACUUCUGGUGGGACCAUUUCUGCUCGAGUUGAAUCAUCUUACAUCAUCAACUUGCGUGAUCUCGGAAUGAAACACGUCAAAGAUUUUGUUUUUCUAAAUGGUUAUAUUGAGCCUGUAAUUGUAAUCCUUCAGGAAGAAGAGCAUACAUGGGCUGGGCGAGUUUCAUGGAAGCACCAUACUUGCACGCUUUCUGCUCUUAGUAUCAAUACGACAUUAAAACAACACCCAGUCAUCUGGUCAGCUAUUAAUCUGCCCCACGAUGCCUACAAACUACUUGCAGUACCAUCUCCAAUCGGUGGUGUUCUUGUUUUGUGUGCAAAUACAAUCCAUUAUCAUAGUCAGUCAGCCUCCUGUGCUCUGGCACUGAACAGUUAUGCCUCCUCAGCUGAUAGCAGUCAAGAACUGCCUGCAUCAAGUUUCAGUGUAGAACUCGAUGCUGCUCAUGGAACCUGGAUAUCGAACGAGGUGGCCCUUUUGUCAACGAAGUCUGGGGAAUUGUUGCUGCUUACUCUUAUAUAUGAUGGGCGUGCUGUGCUGAGACUUGAUCUUUCCAAAUCAAAAGCCUCUGUGCUUGCUUCGGACAUCACUAGUGUUGGAAAUUCUCUUUUCUUUUUAGGUAGCCGUUUGGGAGACAGUUUACUGGUUCAAUUUUCGUGUAGAUCUGGGCCCGCAGCAUCCUUACCUGGGUUGAGAGAUGAGGAUGAAGACAUUGAAGGUGAGAUUCAUCAAGCAAAACGUUUGCGGAUAUCUUCUGAUGCUUUUCAAGAUACAAUUGGAAACGAGGAGCUUUCAUUGUUUGGUUCAACACCAAAUAACUCCGAUUCAUCACAGAAAUCCUUUUCAUUUGCUGUAAGAGAUUCACUAGUUAAUGUUGGUCCAGUGAAAGAUUUUGCGUAUGGCUUAAGGAUAAAUGCUGAUGCAAACGCCACUGGGAUUUCCAAACAGAGCAACUAUGAAUUGGUGUGCUGUUCUGGUCAUGGGAAGAAUGGUGCUUUAUCUGUUCUUCGGCAGUCAAUUAGACCGGAAAUGAUUACUGAGGUUGAUCUCGGAGGCUGCAAAGGAAUAUGGACAGUUUACCACAAGAGCUCCCGUGGUCAUAAUGUUGAUUCUUCUAAACUUGCUGCUGAUGAGGAUGAAUAUCAUGCCUAUUUGAUUAUAAGUUUGGAGGCUCGCACAAUGGUGCUUGAAACUGCUGACCUUCUAACAGAAGUCACUGAGAGUGUUGACUAUUAUGUUCAGGGAAGAACAAUUGCUGCUGGGAAUUUGUUUGGAAGACGUCGGGUAAUCCAGGUGUUUGAGCAUGGUGCCCGUAUCCUGGAUGGUUCUUUUAUGAAUCAAGAAUUAAACUUUGGGGCCCCUAAUACAGAAUCCAAUUCUGGUUCUGAAAGUUCCACUGUCUCAUCUGUUUCAAUUGCCGAUCCAUAUGUUUUACUUAGAAUGACAGAUGACAGCAUUCGUCUGCUUGUUGGAGAUCCUUCGACUUGCAGAGUUUCCAUAAGUAGUCAAUCUGUACUUGAAGGCUGUAAAAGGAAGGUAUCGGCAUGUACUUUGUACCAUGAUAAAGGACCAGAACCCUGGCUAAGGAAAGCUAGCACUGAUGCAUGGCUUUUGUCAGGAGUUGGAGAGGCUGUUGAUAGUGCUGAUGGUGGACCCCAUGAUCAGGGUGACAUAUACUGUGUUCUCUGUUACGAAAGUGGUGCCCUUGAGAUAUUUGAUGUGCCUAGUUUCAGUUGUGUUUUCUCUGUUGAUAAAUUUGCAUCUGGAAGAAGCUACCUCUCUGAUAUGCCUAUUCAUGAGCUAGAGUAUGAACUCAACAAAAAUUCCCAGGAUAAUGUAUCUGCAAGGAACGAAGACACUAUGAAGACAAAGGUCGUUGAGUUAGCUAUGCAAAGAUGGUCUGGCAAUCAUACACGCCCAUUUCUCUUUGCAGUAUUGGCUGAUGGUACAAUUCUUUGUUACCAUGCUUACUUAUUUGAGGGUGUUGAGGGUACCAACGCAGACAAUAGUGUAUCUUCAGAAAACCCUGCUGCUUUAAAUUCCUCCAGUAGUUCUAAGCUUAGGAAUCUGAGAUUUCUUCGCAUCCCCUUGGACACGUCUACAAGAGAGGAGACUUCAGAUGGAGUUGCAGCUCAAAGAAUUACCAUGUUCAAGAAUAUUAGCGGUCACCAGGGACUUUUUCUUUCUGGCUCAAGACCAGGGUGGUGUAUGUUGUUCAGAGAGAGACUUCGAUUUCAUUCACAGCUGUGCGAUGGAUCAAUUGUGGCUUUUACUGUGCUUCACAAUGUGAAUUGCAAUCACGGAUUCAUAUAUGUCACGUCACAGGGAGUUUUGAAGAUUUGCCAAUUACCUUCAGCAUCAGUCUACGAUAAUUAUUGGCCAGUGCAAAAGAUUCCUCUGAAGGCUACGCCUCACCAAGUUACUUACUACGCGGAGAAAAACUUGUACCCGCUGAUAGUAUCAUAUCCGGUCAGCAAGCCACUGCAUCAAGUGCUUUCUUCACUAGUUGAUCAAGAAGCUGGCCAGCAGAUUGACAACCAUAAUCUGAGCUCUGAUGAUCUCCAACGACCAUACACCGUUGAGGAAUUUGAAAUCCGAAUUUUGGAACCUGAAAGAUCUGGUGGCCCUUGGGAAACUAAAGCCACUAUUCCAAUGCAGAGCUCAGAACAUGCACUCACUGUGCGAGUUGUCACGCUUCUUAAUGCUAGCACAGCGGAGAAUGAAACACUUCUUGCUGUUGGAACUGCUUAUGUCCAAGGGGAGGAUGUUGCUGCAAGAGGCCGUGUGCUUCUUUUCUCUUUCGGAAGAAACGGAGAUAAUUCUCAGAAUUUGGUUACUGAAGUCUACUCAAAGGAACUAAAAGGAGUUGUAUCAGCUGUGGCCUCCAUUCAGGGGCAUCUUCUAAUAUCAACUGGUCCUAAAGUCACCUUGCACAAAUGGAAUGGCACUGAACUAACUGGUGUUGCUUUCUUUGAUCCACCGCUCUAUGUAGUCAGCAUGAAUGUGGUAAAGAAUUUCAUCCUCCUUGGUGAUGUUCACAAAAGCGUAUACUUUCUAAGCUGGAAGGAACAAGGGUCCCAACUUAGCUUACUAGCCAAAGAUUUUGGAUCCCUCGAUUGUAUGGCUUCAGAGUUUUUGAUUGAUGGAAGUACGCUGAGCCUGGCUGUCUCCGAUCAGCAAAAGAAUCUCCAGAUAUUCUAUUUUGCACCGAAGAUGUCGGAGAGCUGGAAGGGUCAGAAACUUCUGUCAAGGGCGGAAUUUCACGUCGGUGCGCAUGUGACAAAGUUUCUACGUCUGCAGAUGGUUGAAUCUCUUAGCGCGGAUAAAAAGAGUCGCUAUGCUUCGUUAUUUGGUACACUAGACGGCAGUUUUGGUUGCAUUGCUCCACUAGAUGAGGUCACUUUCCGUAGGUUACAGUCACUCCAGAAAAAGCUAGUUGAUGCUGUUCCUCAUGUUGCGGGUCUGAACCCACGCUCUUUCCGUCAGUUCCGCUCUAGUGGGAAGGCUCGAAAACCUGGGCCUGACAGCAUUAUCGACUGCGAGCUACUCUGCCAUUACGAGAUGCUUCCACUGGAGGAACAGCAUGCACUUGCUCAGCAGAUUGGGACAACCCGAGCUCAGAUUUUCACGAAUCUAGUUGAGCUCUCUGUCGGAACCAGUUUCUUGUGAAGGUCAGAUCGUAAUGCGUCGUUAUUGUUCACCUUGGACGAGAGGAACUAGUAAGAGGCAGGCUUCUUAAUGUUGUAUAGAUGCUGUAACGUACUAUCAUGAAAUGUUUUGUUUGCAUCUAGAUUAUUUGAAGAAGAUUCUUCUCCAAGUUUUCUGUUUGUUUCAUGUCUACAUCGAAUACUACUACCUUAGAUCUAGACAGUAUCUUAAUUAUACAACUUUGUUUAAUUUUGAGUAUUAUAGAAUUCGCG
Messenger RNA from Eruca vesicaria subsp. sativa (arugula), 4580 nucleotides. Lineage: Eukaryota; Viridiplantae; Streptophyta; Magnoliopsida; Brassicales; Brassicaceae. The record is from the annotation of a GenBank genome assembly.